Molecule: messenger RNA, 7140 nt
Organism: Coregonus clupeaformis (lake whitefish)
Lineage: Eukaryota; Metazoa; Chordata; Actinopteri; Salmoniformes; Salmonidae
Product: voltage-dependent L-type calcium channel subunit alpha-1D-like
Exons: 46
Coding region: 1-6357 (2118 amino acids)
Biological process (GO): calcium ion import across plasma membrane
Cellular component (GO): voltage-gated calcium channel complex; membrane
Molecular function (GO): high voltage-gated calcium channel activity
Source: RefSeq, a predicted model, not a curated record
AUGUACGCGCGUAAAGCGCGCACCGGACCCGAGCCAUGCAACCUGGAAGCAAAUGGAGGAGGUGAGAAAGGGAACACUUUGAAAGCCAGGAACCUACCUUUUGAUAUUUUCAUUCUACUUGCUAUUUUUGCCAAUUGUGUGGCCCUGGGUGUAUCUAAACCCUUCCCUGAGGAGGACUCCAAUUCGACCAACCACAACCUGGAACAAGUAGAGUACAUCUUCCUGGUCAUCUUCACCAUUGAGACCUUCACUAAGAUCCUGGCCUAUGGCUUGGUUAUGCACCCCAGCGCCUACAUCCGCAGUGGCUGGAAUUUGCUUGAUUUUGUCAUCGUCGUUGUCGGGUUGUUCAGUGUGGUUGCUGAGGGGACGGCCGACCACAAGCCUGGAGAUUCCCACCAUGCAGCAGGCAAACCAGGAGGACUGGAUGUCAAAGCUCUUAGAGCCUUUAGGGUGCUGCGACCCCUUAGACUGGUGUCUGGAGUGCCCAGUCUCCAGAUUGUCUUGAACUCCAUCAUGAAAGCCAUGGUUCCCCUGCUCCACAUUGGUCUACUGGUCAUGUUUGUCAUCAUCAUCUAUGCCAUCAUCGGUCUGGAGCUCUUCCUCGGCAGGAUGCACAAGACCUGUUUCUACAUGGGCACUGAACUGAACGUAGAUGAUGACCCCACACCAUGUGCAUUUGCUGGAAAUGGGCGGGAUUGUGUGGGCAACGGGACAGAGUGCAGAGGACCGUGGGAGGGGCCUAACGGUGGGAUCACCAACUUUGACAACAUCUUUUUUGCCAUGUUGACUGUGUUCCAGUGUAUCACCAUGGAGGGCUGGACCGAUGUGCUCUACUGGAUGAAUGAUGCAAUUGGCUUUGAGAUGCCCUGGGUGUACUUUGUCUCUCUGGUCAUCUUUGGCUCGUUUUUCGUACUCAACCUUGUAUUGGGAGUGUUGAGCGGAGAGUUCUCCAAGGAAAGAGAGAAGGCUGUGGCUCGUGGAGAGCUGCAGGACGCCCAGAAUAAGAAGCAGAUGGAGGAGGAUAUGUGUGGCUACAUGGACUGGCUCAUCGAGGCCGAGGAUGUGGAUGAGGAAGGAAACAAGCGUGCUGCUGUUGCCAAGAAGAAAAUGAUGAAGAAGUUUGGCUGGUAUAAACACAGCGAGGACGGAGAAUCGGAUUCAGACUCUGAAUUUGGAGCAUAUUUAGACGACGACAAUGGCUGCUGCGCAUCUCUUAUGGCUAAAAUGAUGGCCAACAGUUUCUGUGACCAGCUAUGCCAACUGAACCAUGCCUUCCGAAAAAACUGUCGUGUAGCAGUCAAAUCCCAGAACUUCUAUUGGCUGGUGCUUCUUCUGGUUUUUCUCAACACUGCAGCCAGCGCCUCUGAACACUACGGCCAGCCCAAGUGGCUCACCGAGAUGCAGGAGCGGGCCAAUAAGAUCCUGUUGAUGUUGUUCACGCUGGAGAUGCUGUUGAAGAUGUACAGUUUCGGUUUCCAGAUCCACUUCUUGGCUCUGUUUAACCGCUUCGACUGCUUCGUGGUGUGUGGUGGCAUCCUGGAGACGGUCCUGGUUGAGUUGCAGAUCAUCCCUCCCAUCGGCAUCUCUGUGCUGCGCUGUGUCCGCCUGCUCAGGGUGUUCAAAGUGACACGGCACUGGGCAGCCCUGUCAAACCUGGUCAAUUCGCUGCUCAACUCCAUGAAGGCUAUCUGCUCCCUGCUGCUCCUGCUCUUCCUCUUCCUCAUCAUCUUCUCCCUGCUGGGGAUGCAGCUGUUUGGGGGCAAAUUCAACUUUGAUGAGACUCAGAUGAAGAGGAGCACGUUUGACACUUUCCCCCAGGCCCUGCUCACCUGCUUCCAGAUCCUUACAGGAGAGGACUGGAAUGCAGUAAUGUAUGAUGGGAUCAUGGCUUAUGGCGGGCCAGUCUUCCCACAGAUGAUCGUGUGCAUCUACUUUGUCUCCCUCUUUGUUGUCGGUAACUAUAUCCUGCUCAAUGUCUUCUUGGCUAUCGCUGUGGACAACUUGGCAGGAGAUGGUGGAAAAAAGAAAGUAGAAGAGAAAAAGGAGGAGGAAGAGGACUGGGACGAAGAUGAUGACAAAGAGGAAGAUGCGGCGAAUGAGAUGGAUGACUGGGAGGAGAACGAGGAGUUGAGAGCCAUCGAGGGUCUGGAGGGAAUUAUGCCUGUGAAGCCUGAAUUUUCCGCUCCAAAAGAGAAGAUUGAACCCAUUCCAGAUGGUAGCUCCUUCUUCAUUCUUGGAAAGAGAAACUGCCUCCGAGUGGCCUGUCACAACCUCAUCCACCACUCCUACUUCACCAACCUCAUCCUCGUCUUCAUCAUCGCCAGUAGCAUUUCUCUGGCUGCUGAGGAUCCAAUCAGAGCUCACUCCUUUAGGAACAACAUGCUUGGCUAUGCUGACUAUGCAUUCACCUCCAUAUUCACUGUGGAAAUCAUACUGAAGGUGACAGUUUUCGGUGCGUUCCUUCAUCCUGGAUCGUUCUGUAGGAACGCCUUUAACCUCCUGGACCUGCUGGUCGUCAGUGUGUCGCUCGCGUCCUUCUUCCUCCAUUCCAGCGCUAUCUCUGUGGUCAAGAUUUUCAGGGUACUCAAAGUGCUCAGGCCUCUUCGAGCCAUCAACAGAGCCAAGGGACUCAAGAAUGUAGUGCAGUGCGUGUUUGUGGCAAUCAAAACCAUCGGAAACAUCUUGAUCGUCACAACGCUCCUCCAGUUCAUGUUUGCUUGUAUUGGAGUGCAGCUCUUCAAGGGCAGAUUCUACAGUUGCACUGAUGAAGCUAAACACACUCCAUAUGAGUGCAUGGGGACAUUUGUGGUGUAUAAGGACGGGGAUAUGAAUCACCCUAUGGUGAGAGAGAGGAUAUGGCAAAACAGUGAAUUCAACUUUGACAAUGUGCUGCAGGGCAUGCUGGCCCUGUUCACUGUGUCUACAUUUGAAGGCUGGCCACAGCUGCUGUACAAGGCCAUCGACGCUAAUGCUGCGAACCACGGCCCUAUUUACAACUACCGCGUGGAAAUCUCCAUAUUCUUCAUCAUCUACAUCAUCAUCAUCGCCUUCUUCAUGAUGAACAUCUUCGUGGGUUUCGUCAUCAUCACUUUCCGUGAACAGGGAGAAUCCGAGUUCAAAAACUGUGAACUGAACAAAAAUCAAAGACAAUGUGUACAGUACGCUCUGAAAGCCAAGCCCAUCAAGAUAUAUAUUCCCAGAAACCCGUCCCAGCUAAAGUUCUGGAAGAUCAUCGCCUCCAGCCAGUUUGAGUACAUCAUGUUUGUCUUAAUUCUUCUCAACACCCUCACCUUGGCUGUGCAGCAUUAUGAGCAGUCUAAAACAUUCAACGCUGUGAUGGACAUCCUCAACUUGAUCUUCACCGCCCUAUUUACCAUAGAGAUGGUUAUCAAGCUUCUGGCUCUCAGAACACAUCAAUAUUUCAUUGAUGCUUGGAACACCUUUGAUGCUCUGAUCGUUGUGGGCAGUGUGCUAGACAUCAUGGUCUCAGAGCUUAGUGGAGGAGACGAGGAUGGAGAAGCCAUCGAGGCCGCAGCCAAAGUAGCAGCUGUAGCCGUACCUGGAGCUCCGCCCGGGGCCAAGAAGGAAAGCGGAAAAGUGUCCAUCACAUUCUUCCGUUUGUUCCGAGUCUUGCGAUUGGUCAAGCUGCUCAGCAAAGGGGAGGGCAUUCGAACCCUCCUCUGGACUUUUGUCAAGUCCCUCCAGGCCUUGCCAUAUGUUGGUCUACUUAUUGCCAUGAUCUUUUUCAUCUACGCUGUGAUCGGCAUGCAGACAUUUGGAAAGAUUGCUAUAGAUGACAACUCACAAAUCAACAGGAACAACAACUUCCAGACCUUCUUCAUGUCUGUCCUGCUGCUCUUCAGGUGUGCCACCGGAGAGCAGUGGCAGGAGAUCAUGUUGGCAGCAUUGCCAGGGAGACGCUGUGACCCCGAGUCAGACUUUGAGCCCGGGGAGGAGAGCAUGUGCGGCAGCAACCUGGCCUACAUCUACUUCAUCAGCUUCUUCAUGCUCUGCGCUUUCCUGAUCAUUAACUUGUUCAUUGCUGUCAUCAUGGACAACUUUGAGUACCUGACCAGGGAUUGGACUGUACUGGGUACUCAUCACCUGGACGAGUUCAAACGAGUCUGGUCGGAUUAUGACCCAGAGGCCACGGGUCGAAUCAAACAUAUAGAUGUGGUCACUAUGCUGCGCAGGAUCCAGCCACCCCUUGGUUUUGGCAAAUUGUGCCCCCAUCGUGUGGCCUGCAAGAGGCUGGUUGCUAUGAAUGUGCCGCUGCACAGCGAUGGGACAGUCACCUUCAACGCUACCCUGUUUGCGCUGGUCAGAACCUCACUCAAGAUCAAGACUGACGGGCCCGUUGACCAAGACAAUGAGGAGCUCAGGGCCAUCAUUAAGAAGAUAUGGAAGCGGACUAAGCCCAAGCUCCUUGAAGAGGUCAUUCCACCCCCUAGAGGGGAAGAGGUGACUUGUGGGAAGUUCUACGCCAGCUUCCUGAUCCAGGACUACUUUAAGAAGUUCCGCAAGAGGAAGGAGAGGGAGAGGAAGAAGAAGGGAAAGGACAAGAAAGACUCUCUCCAGGCAGGGCUACGGUCACUGCAGGCACUGGCCCCAGAGUUGCAUCUGGCCUUGGCAAUGGAGGGAGAGGAGGAGGAGGGUAUGGAGGGAGAGUUGGACGAAUACUUUUUCAAAAAUGAAAAUGUUUUUGAAGAUCCUGGCACCUCUGCCACCAAUACUUUAUCCACAACUCCCAUGCCAGCUGACAUGGAGGAGGGCACCACCACUGUCUUCAUGGAGCCCUUCGUCGAGCCCACAAUAUUCAGCGACGUGGUCACAGAACAGCCAUUGACAGCCAGCGAGAGACCAGAAUCAACUCUCUCAUCCUUUGAUGUGGUGAUUGAACAGCCCACGAGAUCUGAGGCCCUCCCUCCACCAGAAGAAGCACCAGCCCCACCCCCGCCCCACCCACCCCCAGCCCCAUCCCCACCAAAGGCCCCAUCCCCUCCCCAACCAGCACCAGCCCCAUCCCCACCAAAGGCCCCAUCCCCACCAAAGGCCCCAUCCCCUCCCCAACCAGCACCAGCCCCAUCCCCACCAAAAGUUGCUUCUCCACCACAAAUGGUUGCCCAAACCCAACCUCAAAUAGUGUUAGCCCCACCAGAACCAGAGGCACCUCAAAUAGUGUUAGCCCCACCAGAACCAGAGGCACCUCAAAUAGUGUUAGCCCCACCAGAACCAGAGGCACCUCAAAUAGUGUUAGAGGCAGCCACUGCCACACCUCAACCAGAGCCAGUGAUGGAGGGAAGAGGAGGUGAAACUUACGCUGCACAGCAGGUGUACUACCCACAGUACCCAGUGGGCUUGCUAACAAACGAUGGGUAUGUGUAUCAAGAGCAACCUGCAGCAUUCCAUAUCCCGUCAGAGUACAUGCAGAGUCAUGCUCCUAACUUCACCAAUGGGAGCGUUGCAGGAGGACCCUACGGCAAUGGAAACGGCAUGCAUGGGAAUGGCUACAAUGGCGUUAUGAAUGGUAUGAAUGGAGGUAGCAUGAGUGACUACACCGGCAAUGGUUACAUAGGAAAUGGCUACAGUGGAAAUGGCUACAAUGGCAACGGAUUGGAGCCGUAUGUCCGGAGACGUGUUCUUCCUCCCACUCCUGCAGGUCGUAAGCCGCCCUCCUUUAACAUCCAGUGUCUGCGGGCACAGCAUAGCGUGGGUGACAUCCCCAUCCCUGGCACGUAUGAGAGUAACUCGCCCCCAUGCAGAUCCAGACUGACCCUUGACUCCCGCCGCAACAGUGUCUCCUCCACGUCCUCGGCCUCCUGGGCCAACAAUGGAGGAGGACCUGCAGGGUCGAUGCCAGGAGCAGGGGUGUCAGCAGCAUCAUCAGCAGCCGCAAAGAGAGGGCGUCUGCUCUACGCCCCUCUGAUGCUGGUGGAUGAGGCCGGGGGCACCCAGCAGCUGUGGGGAGACAGGACACAGACCACCUCCAGCCUCCCUGCUGUUGCAACUAGGCCCAGUGGCUGGUACCCUGGAGCCCCAACACUCCCCAUGCCCACGCCCCAGAACAGGAGCUACACCAACGGCAGAGUGCCCUCACAGAUCAGCCAAAGACUCAUAGAGAAGGGCAGUGCUAACAGCCUGGUGGAGUCGAUCCUGAUAUCGGAAGGCUUGGGCCUCUAUGCAAGAGACCCAAAAUUUGUGAACUUCGCCAAGCGGGAGAUCGCUGACGCAUGUAACAUGACCAUUGAUGAGAUGGAGAACGCAGCCACAGACCUGCUGACCCGUUCUACUGGACAGCCAAUAGGACGCUUCGAGGAGGAGCUGGCUGACGAGAUGAACUGUGUGAUUUCCUACUGAGACUAGAGAGAGGAACAGUGAGGAAGGAAGAGGGAAGGGAAGGAGAGUUGGAGGGAAACGAGAUAGAGCUUUACCUCUUUGUCUCCAUCAAAAUGGGGGGUAAGAAUGGUUUCGCAAGCUAUUGAUCUUAGAAUACAGUCUGUGUCUCUUUGAUCAGGGUAUUUUUCUUUUCCAGAUCUUCUUAGUUCAUUUGGCUUUGUUGAAAACAUCAGUGUCUUGAACAAGAGUCUGAAAGAACCAUCCUGAAUUAGACAGCGUAUACAGUACAGAGACCAACUAUUGAGGUUUGGCCACAAUACUCUUUACACGUUAUUCUAAUGUAAGAGUGCACUGUACUAUAGCCUGCCGAACAGGAUUAUAAUUCGUAUUCUACUAUGAAGUAUUUUAUCGCUAUUUUCAAAUGCUGCAUUUUUGCAUUGUGUUUCCAUUUUUGGUACUGUACUAGUAUUGCUGUCACUUACACACCCAAAUCAUAAAAUAACCCUGCUAGGGCCAUACAUUUUAAAAGCUGGCAUAAAUCAAAUAUUUUUGGGGAGAUAUAUAGUACCUGUCUAUAGUGCAAGUGAGCUCCAGUUGUAACCAUAGAUAAUGAAAAUGGGUUUAUGUGUGUCAUGUCAGUUGCCCAAUGAAGCAUUAGCAGUAGACUUCUGAACCAUGUCAUGUCAAAUUAGAUCGACAGAAACCCCACAGAAGAUUCUCAUGACAGUCAUCUUAAUGGUUCCUCUCUAGGUUUCUUCCUAUGUUUCUGCCUUUCUAGGGAGUUUUUCCUAGCCACUGUACUUC